UGAUGCCUGCUCAUCGAGUCGCUGCUCCAGUGCCCCAUCAGGAAACGGACUAGGAGAGAGGAGAAAGUAACCGCUGUGAAAAAUGUAGAGAAGCUGAGGGAAGGAAGCUCCUGAGCUGUAGUGCCAAGAGCUUUCCAGGAGGGCAGGUUUGGGGAAGCAUUCAAGAUGAGGUAAGAUGAACUGAAGCCAUGUUUCUGAGCAGCAACAGAGGCAGCUAACACUGUAUGUAGUGUAGGAUUUUUUUUGUCUACAGUCUCCUAAAAGGUAAGUUUUCAUUUUUUAAUAUGUUUUUUAUUGUUUCUGGGAUAACAGUGUCCUGAACCUUGGUUGAUGCUAUGACAACACAUACAAUCCAAAAUAUUGCUGCAGCUGAAGACUUAUUGUAACCUGGCCUUGAUGGUUUUUCGUAGUUCUCUUGCUGUUUUACAAUAACAAAUGUACAACUGUUUCAAGCCCUGCAGGGAUUUCAUUGCAGUUUGAACUGAAAAAAGUUAACUGAAAAUAUGCUGGUUUCUGCCCUCCUCUGCCUGUCCCUUUCCCUUGUUCAGUUACAGGCAGGAGGCUGAGAUGGAAGAGGGCUUCAGAAGCAAUUUCUCUUGUCUCUAGAUUUCUUUUAUUAUGCCUCUUCAUACUCUAAAAUUUCUGUGAGAGCAUCUUCCAUUUCCCAGAGCACAAGGGCCUGGCUCUCAGGAGCUCUUCAGCUGCUUCCUUCCGGGAGCCCAUGGAUGUGUGUCCCCUCCUUUCCCACAUCCAUGGGUUUGUGUCCCCUCUCAGGGCACAUACCUAUGUCAGCCCCUCUCCAGAGCCUGCAGGUUCAUGGUGGCAAACCUCUCCUUUGUGGAGAGCUGACCAGCAGAGACACAGCCCAACAUCUGUGAUAAAUCCACUCUCCAGGAUGGUCACAUCCUUUCUGCUGCUCUAAGCUGCUCAGCAGACUCUCCUUGAAUACUUGUAUGGCUGGGCUCAGAGGUGACUCUGUUUUCACCCGGAGGCCUUUGCUUGACUUGGGACCCUUCAGAAUGAGUUGCAGAAAAUCCAGGAUGUACUGAUUUUAACCCAGCAUUGAGGAUCUCUAAACGCAGCUGUAACUUCUUGCCUUUCACCUCCAGCAGGAAGUUUCCUUUAGGCAGAAGAUAUUUCUGUUACAAUGGACAAAGGUCUUUCCUUCCUUCUCUGUGUGAUUACAACCAUGCUGCUCCUGGGAGAGUCAAGCCGGACAGGAACCUCAAGGAAUGACGAUGCUCUGAGUCAGGGCAUUGACUCGAGGGUACCAGAAGCGGCUCUUCCGACUCUGACCGUCACGACCAUCCUGGAAGAUCCCUACGUCAUGGUGAGGAGUGCGGAGCUGGAGGGAUACUGCAUCGACCUGCUGAAGGCUCUGGCUGCGAUGCUCCGGUUCCGCUACAGGGUGAAGGUGGUGGGCGAUGGGCAGUAUGGAGCUGUUGCUCCCGGUGGGAACUGGACCGGGAUGAUCGGUGAAGUUCUGAGACGGGAAGCAGACAUUGCAGUGGCACCGCUGACAGUCACAUCAGCGAGGGAAGAGGUGGUCUCCUUCACCACCCCAUUCCUGCAGACCGGCAUUGGAAUCCUGCUCCGCAAGGAAACCCUCUCUCAGGAGAUGUCGUUCUUCCACUUCCUGGCUCCUUUCAGCAAGGAGACCUGGACCGGCCUCUUGUUUGCCUACAUGCUGACGUGCUUCUGCCUCUUCCUUGUUGCCAGGCUGAGCCCCUGUGAAUGGAAUGAGCCAAAGAAUGAAGAGAACCACUUCACCUUCUUAAACAGCCUCUGGUUUGGAGCAGGAGCCCUUACCCUGCAAGGUGUCACCCCUCGGCCCAAGGCUCUCUCUGUGCGGGUCGUUGCUGCCGUCUGGUGGCUCUUCACCAUCGCGCUGCUGGCUGCCUACAUUGCCAACUUCACCGCCCUGCUGAGCUCCGGCAGCGAGCAGCUCCCCAUCCAGACCUUUGAGGAUCUUGUGAAGCAAAGGAAGCUGGAGUUUGGGACACUGGAGGGCUCCUCUACCUUCUACUUCUUCAAGAACUCCAAGAAUCCCAUCCAUCAGAUGAUCUAUGAGUACAUGGACAAGAGACGAGACCACGUUCUAGUCAAGACCUACCAGGAGGCAGUUCAGCGGGUGAUGGAGUCCAACUAUGCCUUCAUUGGGGAAUCCAUCUCCCAGGACCUAGCUGCUGCCCGGCACUGCAACCUCAUCAGGGCCCCUGAAGUUAUCGGAGCCAGAGGGUUUGGCAUUGCCACCACCCAGGCAUCCCCAUGGACAAAGCAGCUCUCUGUGGCCGUCCUCAAGCUGCGUGAGUCCGGGGACCUGGACUACCUGCGCAACAAGUGGUGGGAGAGCAGCUGCCUCCACAGGAGCCGUGAGCGGUGGAGCCCUCUGCAGCCCCAGGCACUGGGGGGGCUCUUCCUCACCCUGGCCAUUGGCCUGGCCCUGGGUGUGAUUGCAGCCGUGGCCGAGCUCUCCAACAAGAGCAGACGCGCUGCUGGGCAUGCCAAGAAAUCUUGCUGUGCUGUUUUCACAGAGGAAAUCUGCACUCGUCUGCACAUAAAGAAAAACACGAGACAGAGCCAGGAGACUUCAGGGAGGGCCAAUGCUUAACAGUUCUGUCCUGAAGGAACAGGCCUGUGUUAGGUUCAUACCAUGUGUAUUUCAUACGAACUACAUCAAUGUAGAAAGAUGUUUCUCUGCAGGUCUAGGGUGUUAGUUUUCUAAUUACACACACACAGAGCACUUCUGGAUUGGUGGAGCUGGAUGCAGAAGAAAAUUAAGUGACUUGGAAGAAUUUAAAUCCAUGAGGAAUAGAGGGUAACUUAACAGGGAGCUUAACGAUGUGAGAUACAGCUGAGGUGGCUGCAGCGGUGGGUCUGUAUUUAGUUUAGAAGUUCACUGUGUAAGUACAUGAACACCUGGAGGAGUCAGUGACUUGGGACAGUUCAUACAGAGCCUCUGCUUACUACUGACAGCCUGAGGUACAGCCUUGGAAAGGGAAAGCUCUCUCUUAGCUGCCUGUUCUCAUCAAGAGCUGCUGCUGAAAUGUGCCAGUUACAAACUGCCCCCUUCUGAGCAGAUGCUGCUCACUGGGAAGAUUGGUUCUGAUGAGGAAUAACAGAGCUGAGGCAUAACCCCCAACGGUGGGACUUAACUGAAUCCCCUGCAGUGCCCUGAGGGAACCCACACAACUGAGGAAUUACUGGACAUAAGAAAUGCCAGAUGUGGACUUGUCCUUGUCCGGUUCCCAUCAGGGACCAGUUUCACUGCUGAGCCAUAGAGGGUUAACAGUUUACCUGGUCAAGAGCUACUGAGGAAGACUGAAGGUUGAAAUCCAGCAGUACCAGAGUGUGAAGCCUGGUUAUGGGUCAAGUGAAGUACAAGUUCCCCAGGCAAGGGUGAGGCUGUGGGCACUGGGCAUUAGCCUCUUGCUUGCAAAGAAGAAUCUUUGGACUCAAAGGGAGCAGCUGGCUCAGCUGUGUAUUACACAGUUCUCCCAUUCAGAGCUGGAAUGGCUGAUGCAAAGUUCAUGGUUAAAUUACUCCAUUUAGGUUCUGCACAGCCCCGAGGAAAGAAGGCAAAUUCAGUCACUUGGGAAUGGCUUUAACUGCAUUGCAGGAACCAACAGACUAACUCCUACCCAUCCCAGCAUUAAAUAACUGAAGGCAACAGAACCUAACGUGCCUGCAACAGGAGGAGGAUAGCUGGGUGCUCCUCAACAGAGCACUUCACAUUCACUUUGAGGGUAACUUAGUAAGACUAAACUUCAUCAAACUGUGGCUGAGUAAUUUCAUGUAGUUGCAGAAUUCCCCUCCCAGCCCAACUGGUAACAAGAACAAACAGGGAAAGCAACAGGAGCUACGGGUUCUUCCAACUGGUGGUAAACCAGUGCUGUCCAGUUAGCCCAGAUCAGGACAGCUCUGUUUUAAACAUAGCAUAAGUGAUGCUUCUUAGGUUAGAAGGUGGAUCAGUCCUUCAGUCAACUUAACUGCAAAGAGCAUAAAACACUUUAGCUAAGUUUAAAAGCUGACAUGGGUAACACAGUGUCAGACUGACUUAUCUCUUCAGAACUACUUGGUGUGUGCCAUGUCCUUGCUGGCAGAGUAGGCAGAGAUGUAUAAAAAAAGGUUUCGUUGACAUUUAAAUAUAUUUCUAUAUGAAUGUCUCACAGAACAAAAAAAUAAAGUCUUUCCAUCACAAAUACUGCAGCAUGAAAAUAAACACUUACCAAAAUAAACAAUGAGUGAUAUACAUAUAUAUAUUUGGGGGUGUAUACUAUAGAGUGAAUCAUAUUGUUGCUUUUUAAGUCACAAAAGCACAAUAUAAAUACGGAAUUUCCUAUGAACUCUUUUUCCCUGUUGUAAUAAAAAUACAUUCUUUACA
Melopsittacus undulatus (budgerigar) is the source of this 4384-nucleotide messenger RNA. RefSeq names its product probable glutamate receptor. Bases 1148 to 2611 code for a protein of 487 amino acids. Gene Ontology annotation, biological process: synaptic transmission, glutamatergic; modulation of chemical synaptic transmission; monoatomic ion transport. The transcript has 11 exons. The record is from RefSeq and is a predicted model, not a curated record. Gene Ontology annotation, molecular function: kainate selective glutamate receptor activity; transmitter-gated monoatomic ion channel activity involved in regulation of postsynaptic membrane potential. Lineage: Eukaryota; Metazoa; Chordata; Aves; Psittaciformes; Psittaculidae. Gene Ontology annotation, cellular component: plasma membrane; kainate selective glutamate receptor complex; presynaptic membrane.